Messenger RNA from Botrytis fragariae, 4536 nucleotides. Its product is annotated as putative dna repair protein swi5 protein. NCBI's taxonomy places the organism in Eukaryota, Fungi, Ascomycota, Leotiomycetes, Helotiales, Sclerotiniaceae. Gene Ontology annotation, molecular function: DNA binding. Gene Ontology annotation, biological process: meiotic DNA recombinase assembly involved in reciprocal meiotic recombination; meiotic joint molecule formation; double-strand break repair via homologous recombination. Bases 1 to 4536 code for a protein of 1511 amino acids. The transcript has 2 exons. Gene Ontology annotation, cellular component: Swi5-Sfr1 complex; Swi5-Swi2 complex. The record is from RefSeq and is a predicted model, not a curated record.
AUGGAUGGGAGUAUGUCAGAGACGGAUUUGGGGAUGGGUUUUAUUGAACAGUGGGAUUGGCAGCGGUUUAGGGAGGCCGAAAGUAUGGAGCUGGAGGAUGAAGAGGAUGGUGCGAUGCAGACGCAAGUGAGCGUUCAGAAUGGAGAAGAGAUGAGGGAGACGACAGGAGAUGCUCGUCGCAUGAGAAGGGCUGGUGAGCUCGAUCAGGGGGGAUUACAGAGUAUGGUUUUACCACAGUAUGAUGGGCCGGCUGAUGAUGAGGAUGUGGUUGGGGAAAACGGAUCAGUAUCAAAAACUGGCAUCGAUGAUAUUGAUGUAAGAUCGCGCCAAGAGAUUUUGCUACAAUGCGAUGACCAGGCUGUAUCCAGAUCGAAAACCGGGAGCGGAGAUGUCGAUGUGAGCUCUCGACGUGAUGCUACAGCAGCCUCAAAUAUACCUACGGAGGAAGAGUUGAACAAAAACGCUCCCGUGGCCCAAAAGCAAAGAAUGGUUGCUGAAGACGUUGAGCCGUACAAGAAAGAGGGUGGGGUGAUUUCGGAGAAACGCGAUGAUACGGCAGAUGAGCAAGAAGACCAAGAGAUGAAUCUAGCUGGUGAUAAAAGCAUUCCGGAUUUCCCUGGAGCCGAGAUUAGCGAUCAAGAAUUGGUCAAAGUUGAUGAAUCAGCUCUACUCGAGAAAAGUCGUAAGAAUACUAUAGAGUCAAUCACAUCAACUACUGAAAUGGCAAUCGACUCUAGUCUCAUCGCGGAUGUUGAUUCUUCCGGGGGACACAAGUAUUUUGAAGAACAAAUCUACGACAAGUCAGAUGAUAAGAUUAAGGAUUCGGGAUUAGGCAGCGAGAAUACUGCGUCGGAGAGGGGCAACGACAUCUUGAACUCGGAAAAGGCUAUCAUCGAGAUGAGAGCUGGGUCAGUAAUUGAUACACCUAUCGAUGAAGAGAACAAUCAAAUCGGAGAGAUUCGCGGCAAUGUUCCAACUUCGAACACUACUUGUUCCGAAACGACUGUUGAGACUGAAAUGAUUGUUGACAAAGACGCAAAUUCUGGAAACGAACAUCAUGGUACCGAAAUCAUUACCAGCGGGUUCCUGAGUAAUGGAGAUUUGAGGGACCUUGAAGGGAAGCCAAGCUCAAUAUCUAUUCUGGAACAAUCACUUGUUAAAUCCGCACCCCAAGACAGUUUUUCCGAAGGAGUCCCGUCAAUAGAUGAGAAUAUUAUGAAUGCCGCGAAUAUGGACAAUAUGCCAAAUCUCACGCAUAUUCAAGAUCCCAUAAUUCCUAGUCAACUACCUGUGGAUGAUGACAGCUUGAAUGAUGUUGAAUUGCCUUCACUUUCCAGAUUGGAAGCUCCAGUACAGCCCACACACGUAGAAAUUCCGGAUAGUGAUGCGAUCACAGAAUCAAGUCAACAAUCUCCGCAAAAACUCAGCCAUAAUAGAAACACAUUCGAAAACUCGGUGAAAUAUGGAAAGAAUGUGGAAAUGGACACAGGAGUCGAUGCGGUUAGAGAAGAAAAUGAGGAUGCAGAGGUCGAAGACGUUAUGAGCUCGUUUGGGAGAGAAUGUGCCACAAGCUCAAUCGACCCAAAGAAAAUUCUUAAAGAGCUAGAAAUGAACGAAUCCGAAACUUCACAGAAUGGAAUAGAUGAUUUCGAAGAGAUUGAAGAGUCGGCUGAGCGUGCGCCGAUUGGUUGUUCCGGGAAAGUGGAGGAGGAUUCUAGAGCCGACGAAGGUGAUAUAGAUAUUCAGCUGUCUACCACUCAGAUAUCACCGCAAAAACCAACAAAUAGAAGGGGUCAACCACCAGGAAUAAGAAGAUCUAAAAUGGCCAACAGUCAAGCUGACGAAGAAGGUAUUGAGAGCAAAGCAAUGCUUGUCGAAGCUAGCCCAGAUAAGCCGAUGAGUGUGGAGGACGAGGAAGACUUGAGUGUAAGCAGUCCCGUGGCCGAGAGGAAGAAACGAGGCAGACCAUCUACUAGGAAGAUUUCUGCAUUAUCUUUCGAUGAGCAUGUCGACAAACUAGAUGACGCAAUGAAGCACAUAGCUUCUACAAAUGCCACAGCAGAUGAUUCCUCUCCAAAUAGCCCCGCACCUGAAAAGAGGAAACGAGGACGACCAUCUAGUAGAAAGGUCUCUUUGUUAUCUGUUGAUGAGCUUGCCAUGGAAGAGGAUAAAGGAGCGGUGGAUCCACCAAAAAGCCAUGGAGCCAACAAAUCAGCCGAGACACAUUCAUCUCCCAGAAAACUCUCAGCAGACAAUUUAUAUUCAAGUAGCCCUACACCCGAGAAGAGUAAACGUGGAAGGCCAUCCGAGAGAAAAACUUCCACGUUAUCUACACUUACAAAUGAUGGUGAAGAUCUUAGGAGGGAGAAGACUUUGAUGGAUGAGGAUACUAUACAUUCGAAUGUCGGUCGCGAAUCGACAGAUGAAAUAACUGCGAAUUCGUCUUCACCUGUCAAGCGAAAGAGAGGAAGACCAGCUAGUAGAAAAUUUUCGGGCUUGAGUCCCGAGAAAACCAACACUGAAGAAGUUACCAGACGUGGUUCGAGUAACGUUUCAGUGAUUAUUCCCGGAGAUAUUGAAACGGAACAAGCUACGCCUAGUCACAAAUCUACUGAAAAGCAUAUUGCCAUCCCAUAUUCAUCGGCUAAGAGAAAGAGAGGAAGGCCCGCAGGACGUAAAUCUUCUGGGAUUGAAGCAGAACAUACAGAAGCUGAUGAGUUAUCAUACGAGGCUUCACCAUUGCCUGACAAUGAUGAUGAUGUAAAAGCCACUACAAACGUGGAAGCAAAUGAUGAUUCGGAUGAAAGCUCGUAUGUACGACCUAAAAAACGAGGUCGACCUGAUCGAAAGACAUCUGAACUGAAUUCCGAGAAGAUAUAUGUUAAUGAAGCUGUCAACAAAAGCUCUAGAAUUAUUGUAACGGAAGAGACCUUAGAGAGCAUUGCUAAGGAGUCUAUAGCCGAUGUUCAUUCCACUGAUGAACUAGCAGAUUUCGAUUUCUCACCAGUGAAGAGAAAGAGGGGAAGACCUGCUAGUCGAAAGGUAUCUCGACUAAGUCCGGAAAAGACAACUGUUGGCGAAAAUUUAGAGGAGACUCUCAAUAUCACAAAGAACGCUGUUAAUAAUGCUAGUAUCCGUGAGCCAGCAUCUGGGACGCAAUCAGUCGAUGAGCCGCAAAGUUUUGCCAAUACAUCACCCGAGAAGAAAAAGAGAGGCAGACCAAAUAGUCGUAAGGUCUCCGCAGUGACUAUUCCAAACAAUGGGUCCGUUGAACCUCCAUCAGCAAGUCAGGUUGUCAUUGCAUCGCAAGAAACCGUAGCCGCAAGCAUUGAUCAACCAGCUGUGAUCAGUUCUUCGCCAGAAAAAAGAAAAAGAGGCAGACCUUCCAAUCACAAAUCUUCUGGUGUCAGUAACGUGAACAAGGAUGUCGUUGGAACUGCCGAAGCAAGUUCCAGCAAUGCUGCUACAAAAACUUCCGACAAAGUUGUGGAUGCCGAUAUCAACGAAACUGCACCCGAUGCUAGCCUACCGGUCAACGCUUCACCCGAGAAGAGAAAAAGAGGUCGACCUGCCCGCAAAACUUCUAGCUUAAACCACGGGAAUGCUAUCGUGAAGGAUAUGUCGGAUGAUAUUAUUAGUAGUGGCAAGAAUAUUCUGACCGAGAUUUGCGACUCAGAUGAGGAAGGAGACGCGCUACUCGAUGAUUCGCCGCCUUCGAAAAAGGUUAAGCCUGAACCAAGGAAGAGAGGUCGACCAUCUGGAACUAAAGACUUGGGUGCCAGUAGUGAAGACACAAAAUCUGGCGAUGAAAAUUUGACAGGGGUAUUGAGAGGUAGGUCUAAGAGUGGUGGGAUAAACCAGGUGGUUGCACAGAUUGAGGAAAAGCCUCCUGCAUCAGAGAAGAAGAAACGAGGUCGACCCUCCGCAGCCAAACCUAGGCGAAUAAGUAAUAGCGAUUCUGAUAUUGCAGAGGGAGAACAACAAAUAACCGACAAAGUCGAGCUUCGUAGUAUUGAAAGUGAGGGCCUUGACGAGGAAGAAUCUGACGAACAAGAUGAGCCGGUGAUUGAGAAAAAGAAAAGGGGAAGACCAAGCUUACUCAAGAAUAAGGGGAAGCAGACUGCAAAGGCUGUAGAGCUUGUAGACCAAGAUGCCACUAUCAGUGAUAAGACAUCUAUCGCUGGUGAUACUAAGAACAAAGUAUCCGGAAGUCAAAUAUCUACAUCGUCAGACACUUCCUCCUCCCAACGCCAAGACGCUUUUUUAGCCGAGAUCAAAGCGAUGAAACUUACAUCAAUCCAAACACGUAACGCGAAUCUCAGAGCAGAGAUUGCACAAAAACGCGAAAAAAUACAGGAAAUCACGGAAGGGUUGGAGAAACCGGCGAAGCAAACGGUCAAGAGACAUAUCAAGUUGUUGCAUGAUUAUAAUGAUAUCAAGGAUGUGGGACAAGGAUUGCUGGGUAUGAUUGCCGAUAAUAGGGGCGUGAGGGUUGGGGAAUUGUAUGAGGAAUUUGGGGUGGGGAUUGCGGAUUAG